UGAGUACCAGCCGUGUGAGUCAGAGUGGGCUGGUUCCUUGCUGCAGAUGCUUUGCCAAGACAAAGAGAAGUGCUUGGUUCUUGUAUGCAGUCUUUAGGAAUUUUGUAGCAGAAUGAGAAUCCAGAGAAAGAGGUAUUGCCUCUAUAUAUCACACUGAUAACCUUAUCCUGGUGUACUUUUAAAAACUGCAAAAAGACCCACUUCUCCAAGAAGAAAGGGUCAUAUUUCAGCAACUUUAGAAUGGCAGUGUUGGAAACAGAUGAUAACAAAUACACACUGUACCCUAGUGUAGGGCAGUGGCUGUUAAUGGGAGACCAGUGUCUAUUUUAGACAUGCUGUAUUGCAUUUGAGUACCUACUGCCCUAAUGCGUGUUGCUACUGCCACUCUGGUGGGUUCUCCUGGUUUAUCCUGCGACUGCUGUAAAACUGGUGAUGUGAACAGGGACCUGGACCUCGUUAUCAUUGGAAAGGGACUCUACAAAGGAAUCCCAAACCAUCAUUUUCAUGGGAAGACGGUCGGUUCUCUUCCUACACUCUUUACAAAACAUGUUCUGGGAGCUAUUGAAAGUUACCAUAGUGACUGCUCAGCUUCUGUGUCAUCAAGUGGUCAGACUACACAAGUAGGUCUCAAUAACUCAUGGUCUGGAAUCCAGAGUUAUGCAACUGGUCUGUCUACUGAAAGAAGCUCAGUUUACUCUUGGAGAGAUGAUGAGUUUGAUAGGGUUAACACCCAAAAAGUCCACCAGCUGUUAUGGGAUGUUGCUGAGAUGUUAUUUGAAGGCAAGGUGAGUUCCAGAACACAAGGCCUACAGAUGGAAUGUAAAGAGUGGACCAAGCAUUCACCCCAUCUCAGGAUUUUGGGAAGCCAGUUAGUAUUACCAAGAGAUGAAGGAUUUCAGCACGUUCAGAAGAGAACAUCCAGUUCUAAAACAAUUCCAUCACCAAGCUUCCUGGACAGCACCAAUGACAUGAAAGAGCUGUGCCUUUGGGGUCAGAAGCUGGUUGCAACACACUCCCCAGUGCACAGUGCAUUGGGCUCCAGAGAGACUUCAUGUUCAGACCCUUCCCUCUACUCCUUCCUAGAGGAAGAGAUUUAUGAAGUGGAUGGGAAAAUAGAGGAGUACUUUGCUUUUGAUACUAAAGAAAUUGAUGACGAGGGCUUGGAAUUUAGAAAAAUUCCAAAGAAAUGUAACCGGGGUGUUCCUCCUGUUUCGCCUAAUGCUUGUAUCAAAGAUGCCGUCACAGCUGAAGUGUUUGAUGAUGUCUGGAGGGAUGUGGUGGAAAUUAUAGGAGAGCUCAUAAGGAAGCACUGGGAGAAUGAACUCACAGAUGAGGAUACACAAAUGGUUAACCUAGAAACUCCAGGUGGCAAAUUGUUACCUGUGCCUGCAUCCCAUGUGACAGUCGACACCUUCAGUAUUCCACCUUCAAGGGGCUCAGAGUCAAGGAGUACAUCCUUCUGGUCAAAUGUUACCCCAUCACAGACCUCUCGUAUGUCAAGUUCGUUCCACAGUAGUUUGAAAGGUGUUAUGACUAUACAAGCCAAACCCCUGCAACAGAGGCAUGCUGGAUUAACUGAGAAGACACUUUGCAACCAAGAUGAGAAGCACCUAAGUAUGGGUCCCAGUGUUCUGACCUCAGCUCGGAACCGACUGGGCCGACUGCAAGACCACAGUAUUUUAUCUUCAUCCAAAAGGAUGCAAACAGCUUCAUGCAAACCAGUAGCUCAGCGCAAGCUGACAGUGCUCAGCUCAGAUGCACUCCGGUCCAAGACCCGCAACGCUUACAGAGAUGAAGUUCUCACAGGAACAAAACUGAAAACUGGUACUGGUUGCUUAUCCUCCCCGUCGGUACAUACUACAAGGAAAAAACAUUUGCCACCCAUUCAUUUAGAAACAUUGGAAAAUAAUCUGUCAGUGCCUCGUAAUCUGCUGCGUAGAGGGAGGAACCCACACAGCAGAGAGUCCAGGGCCGUUCCUGAAAGCACAGGUCAACAGCCUCUCGGGGAACGGCCCAUUGCUUUGGACCAUUCCUCAAGGCCAAAUACAACACACACUUUCAGGUCGGACACGCCAUUUAAAAGGUCUUUCACCCCUUUGGAUUUUGCUUGCCGCACUCGGACCGGGAGAGGAUCUUGUACAGCUGACCAUGCGGGUAUCGGUGUGACUGGAGUCAGCGUUGGAAUUUCUUGUUCCGGUUCCACUAACUUCUCUGAACCUCUGCAUCAUCAACAACGGCAGCUUUUAAAUCACACCUUCAUUGAGGGUGAAGAAGAGAAGUGCCAACCACCAUGGGGUCCUCAUCAGCCAAGAGCUUUAAAUCGGAAUCUAACAUAUGGAAAAAAGAAAUUUCAGAUGGUCUCGUCAUGAACUGUAUUCACCUAAACAGGGACAGGGAACACAAGAACACCAAUUUUAUUUACUCAAAUAAAAAAAUAAACAGCACAUGACAGCUGAUGUGUGUAUAUAUACAUAUUGUACUUUUUUAUACAGUAUUGAAAGCGCACUUUUGAUUUUAUUUUGUAAAUGCUUUUGUGUAUAACAUACAUUAAUUGGGUGGGUGUGUAUUUGCAAUAUGGGAAUAUAACAGGAUUAUAAUAUGUAACCCUAUGUUGCAUGUCCUGACUACACUAUACACACACAUACACGCACACACAAGUCCUGCUGUUAUAUAUAUAUUUUGCUCAAAGAGCCAACUUCCCAAUGUUUCAGUAUUUUAACAUACCUUUGUCAUAUAUAUAUAUAAUGUGCUUGGUUUGCUACUUUAGGGGGGGCCUGGGUCUCAUCUCACUCACUUGCACAGGCACUUAGGACAUAGACAAAACAGUGACACAAAACGAUACAACACAUAACACUUAGUACAGAUUGCUACUAUAUAUAUAUGUAUGUGCUCCUUUUCUGAUUUUAGCACUUUAUUUUCAGGAUCAAGUUAUUUUUUUUUAUUAUUCAAAAUUAAUAUAUUAUAAGAAUAUUAUAUAUUUAUGUACAGUGUUUGUAUCUGUUUUUAUUAUUAUUUUAUUACAUUUGGCUCAUGCCCUGCCAUUUGUUUUAAUUUAUAGUCAUAUAUUCUCAUAUUUAAUUUUUUUUUUUUUUUUUAGAACUAUGCAGAACAAUCAAACUGCAGUCAAUUGUACUGCUUUCCUGUACAUCGUGACAUUUGAUUUUACAUCUUUAUUUGACCUGAUGUCUAUGGAAAAACAUUUCAAAUUGUGUAUAUGUGUUUAUGCUACACCUCUUGAGAGAGCUAGCAUUGGAUAACAUGUUAAACAACUACAUUGUGCAACAUUAUUAGUAGAUUUACAUCCUAAAACUAUAGUACUCCAUAAAAAGUUAAUGGUGUAUGCUGUAUAUAUAAAUGUAUUUUUCUGUGCCAAGAAAACCCUUUUAGCCCAUUCUUGCACUCAUUGAAAAUAAGAAAUACGUUUUCAUAUUCUGAACCAUGAAGUUAAUUUAAAAGAAUAGUUUUAUAUUCAAAACGUUUGAUAUUGUUUAUUCAAGUACUGUAUGCAUGUCUUUUGUAGCUUGUGAAGAUGUUACACAAGCUUUUGUUGAGACCUAAUACAAAUAUUUAAGUUAUACCUAGUCAUAUCUUUCACAGUUAUCUUUUGUUUUUCCCUUCACAAAGAGCAGGCGGUAGCCAUAAAAAGGGUGUUUUAAAGAAUAAAGUACAACUAUUGUAUUAUGUCCCCAAUAAAAAUGACAUUUGUUUUUCCAUGUGGUUUUUAAAUGGAUAUUGUACGUGUAACAUACACAAGCAAUAGUGUCAGAGUUUUAAAAAGUGCUUGUUUUUGGCCAUUUGAAAGUACUAAACAAAGCCCCACUGUGUCAGUCAUGUAAAUCAUCUGAAACCAGGCCCAGUUUCAUACUGUAUUAACGACUGUAAAGUUUGACCCCAUUUGUUCUGCAGGGAGAAAAACAAUAUUAACAUUUAUCAACCAAGGAGAAAUGAAAUGCAAUACAACAAUAAUGUUUUUGCAUGUUAACAGGCAGUGUUGUGUGAUGUACUGCCAUUGCAAAUUGACCCCUGCUACUUAGAUGAUGUUAAAAAGUUCUAGUCUGACUCUUUUAUGCAGCAGUGAAGACACUCGGGGUUGGUGUGCACGUUCAUGGGAUAACAGCCAGACUCAAAUUAACAGACACUACAAAUGACCCAAAUCAUCAGGAGAAGCAGACAAAGGGGAAUGCAUUUCAAAAUGUCCUGUUCUGAUUUUAGUGAUCCCAGUUUUAGUUCAAGAGCACUUGAUAAAAAGGAGGUGUCAUAGAUAUCAGCUGAUGAAGAUGAUGAGAAAUUAGUUAUUAGUUGCUGUUAAUAAUAACUACUUAUAAAUGAACAUACUGUAAACAAUACAUAUAAUAUUGUAAACGUAAUUGUCUUUUUUAAAUAUUUUGAAGUGUGAAUUCAAUGUUUUGUAUGCUUUGUAUUUUUUAUAUAAUAUUCUUGAGAUCCAUCUUUUUUUUUCUAGAGCAUGUGAAUAUGAAUUACAUAAUGCUUUAUGAUGUAUCAAGCAAAAUCAGUUGUUUUAUCCAAAAUAUGGCCUCUGGAUGCAAAAAGGCACCCCAAUGGUAGAAUGACCCAUGUAUUGAUCAUGUAGGAAGCUGCAGAACCCUUCACACAAUAAAUAUGAGUACAUUUAGAGCUGAAGUGACGAAAGAAAGAAAUAUAUGUUGGUUUUUAGUUUAAUUGUAAAAUUAACAAAUUAAAAGGACUUCAUAGAAAUGUUUUAAACAAUAUAUCAAUUUAGUAAAUAAAUACCCAGUAUAUUAGUUCAUGUCCAAAUAUCAAAUUGCAUUCUGAAGUGCAGCUUAUAACCCCUGGCAUCGUCACACUGUAUUCCAUCCAAAGGUCAAGUUAAUUGUCUGCCGCGGAUUAUACUAAACAAGUCCCAGCAACAGCAGUAAAUUGAUAAGACAUUGAGAAAGGAGACAUGCACAAAGAUUUGUAAUGACAUGCCCAUGAUGAAACGUAAUAUACGUUGGCCCAUGGCUUUGUCCAUUGGAGCUUGAGCCACCCCUAUACGCUGGCCGAACUAUGAUGUAAUGAACAUUGACUGAAACAAGAAAAGAGGCUUAUUUAGUUAUUUUUGCCCCCGAGAGGAAUAAAAUUAUACCUGUGUCAGCCUGAUUGAGGGACUCCUGGGGGUCAACAUUGUGGAGUAGUGGUUAGGGCUCUGGACUCUUGACCCGGAGGGUUGUGGGUUCAAUCCCAGGUGGGGGACACUGCUGCUGUACCCUUGAGCAAGGUACUUUACCUAGACUGCUCCAGUAAAAACCCAACUGUAUAAAUGGGUAAUUUUAUUUAAAAAUAAUGUGUAAAAAAUAAAAUAAUGUAAUUGUAUGUAAAAUAAUGUGAUAUCUUGUAACAAUUGUAAGUCACCCUGGAUAAGGUCAUCUGCUAAGAAAUAAAUAAUAAUAAUAAUAAUAACAACAUGAGGCAGGGCUGAGCUAGGACCCUUUUUAUAGAAGUAGGUACUUCCUACAUUUUUCCAAAAUUCCGCUCAUUUAAUAGGACAAUAGGCCAAUAUAAAUAAGCCAGUCCUCUUUUGUUCAUAAUUUAUAAUAUUUUUUGUUUGAAAAUGAGCUGUGUAAAAGUCAAAAUAUUUUUUAAAACGGGGUCAGUUAAUAGAACCAGUAUGUCAGUUUUAUUGAAUAUAUUGAGCUGAUGUGAAUUUACAUCAGUUACUGAUCAGAGUUGGAAUCUUGUUCUUCAUCAAAUUCAGAAUCAUUUACAAUAAUUUGAACUUUGUAAGGAUUUUGGCAGCAAUCUUCAUUCAUGCAUCCACAGGCUUAAGUGCAGGCAAGUCGGUUCCUAGUACAACUGCAGUAACUUUUGCACUCAGAUUUCCUACACCCACAUGCAACUAACUGUAAAAGUGUACCAGGAGCUGCUUGCUGUGUCAUUAGUAUUGCCACCAUUAUACAAGUGACAUUAUUUUGGUUCUUGUAGCGCAACAGAUACUCAUCACCAUCAGGUUCGUCACCAUACAGAGGUCUCUCCACAGCACUGAAAGCAUCCAAUGAUAACACCAUAGUUUUGCCCAAGUUUUGUAGUCCAACAAAAUUAGCAAGAUUUUUAGAAACAGUUCUCAGUGGCUUUACUUUCCGAAUUCCUGCCAGUGCACUUAUUGAGUCACAACCUGUGAUAGCAUACGGUGCAGGGAACAUAUCACACAGGUUUGAACCACAUGUUUUUGCAAUGGUAUGUGAGGAAAUCAAGCACUGAUUGUCCUUUAUGCCAGUCCUUAGCCAAAGUUCCUGGCUAGCCAGUUGUGAUGCAAAAUGCACACAAAGAAUUCCUACAUCUGAAUCUGGUGACAACAUGGCUAGUCAUGGGCAUGUAAGAAGAGACGUGUAUCUGCUUCCUCAUGUGUAAAGUGCUGGAACUUCUGUAACACUUUCUCUUAACACAGACUUUGCCAUCACUUUGUCAUUAAAACCACCUGCAAUGACUAACUCCUUCCCAGGGUCCAGGGUUUUACUUGCUACAUCACACCAUAGGUGUGAUAGAAAAGCUGCAAAGUACUCCUUGUUGCAUGGAUUGCUGUAGAAUUUGUGUAGGGUCAUGGGUAGCUUGCUGCACAGACUGUGGAUUUUUACUCAACUGCUGUCUUAACCUUACUUUCGAUUUCGUUACCCUGCUUUUAUUGAGUCCUCAUGAUCGUAUCGAUCAAAAACUACAUCCAAUCGAACACAGCUUGCAACUUGGCCAGUAGGGUGUCUAAAAGUCUCUUUGCAAGCUCGCCAAAUGUAAUCCCAAUGGUUCCCUUUAUCAUCUGCAAUAGUCAAAUGCCGUCUACCAACCAGCAUGUAGGUGUGUCAAUUUGAUCAUCAGAUUUGCUUUGUUUCCACAUUUUUUUUAGGUACCAUUUAAAUGAGUGACACAGGGACACUUGUGAGCUCAUACUUAAAUACCUCCUUUAGGUCAAUCACUCUGGCCAAAUAACUCACAGUCAGUGUAAAGUAUCGUGGUCAAGUGGCUAUUGCAGGUGGCAGGAAACAGUCAAAAGUCGAGAUUAAAAUGCUAUAAGCUUUUAUUUAAGCCUCAAGUGAAAAUUGGCAGUACAAAACACUGAUUAUUAACAAAAUCAAAUCCACAAGCCUGUAUUUAACACAGAUAUUAUACACAGAUACUCAGUCACUCCAGCCUCACUGGAGUCUCAAAUAGUUCUUCAAAUGAGCUCUACACAGAUACUUAUACCCUCCCGUAUCACUAGCCCCUCCCCAGGGCUAAUCCACUACACGUUCAUUAAAGUAUAGUCUUAUAAAUGUUACAGUAUCUGCAUUAACUGAUUCACACUUAUUAAAAUGUUAGGGUAAUUUCCCUUGGUUUAAACCUUAUUUACCCACUCUCAACAGUUCAGCAUACUAUAAUUAAAACCCAAACCAAAGGAUAUAUUUUCCAUACAGGAUGGUUUAAACCCAGCUUUUAUAAUCUGUCUUAAACUCAUUUUAAAC
Messenger RNA from Acipenser ruthenus (sterlet), 7451 nucleotides. Its product is annotated as protein FAM149A-like. Bases 366 to 2369 code for a protein of 667 amino acids. NCBI's taxonomy places the organism in Eukaryota, Metazoa, Chordata, Actinopteri, Acipenseriformes, Acipenseridae. The record is from RefSeq and is a predicted model, not a curated record. The transcript is spliced from 15 exons.